AUGGCUGACACGAACAGCACCCCCAUCAAUCGCACUAUUCUCCCUGGCCGCGAGUUUGUCGUCCGACCGGGUGGUUCACAAUGGACCCGCCAGCUCGACCGCAGGACGGGUGAGCCCUCUGGUGAAUGGAAGCCGGUCGAGGCCCCCGUGGCGGAGGAAUCGAAGCCUGCGACGCUUCAGCUGUCGGUUGUCGUGGAAAAUCAAGCGGAAGGGGAGCCGAAACACUGGUCGUUGUUCUGUCAUCGACCCGACGCCUCAGGGAGAGGAAGGGGGCAAGUCUGGCAGGUUACGGGCGAUGCGGAAUGCAUGCAAUACUAUCACGAGCCGGACGGUGAUGCCUUAAGCUCCAUCUCCUUUGCUUGGCAUCAGGUUCUACACUCCAACCUCAGCGACUCCCAGUUCGCAACAGCCGAUCGCAUCGCCAAGUCAACGCCACCACCUCGGGCAGCAAAUCGGGCGGCGGUGAAGGAGAACUGCCAGGGCUGGGUGAUUAACGUCUUAUGUCGCCUAGUCCAAGAGGGCAUCGUGGAGCAGAGAGCUGUCACGGUGCUACAGGGGCAUAUGGACCCCAUCUGA
This is a messenger RNA of Drechmeria coniospora, 576 nucleotides long. RefSeq lists its product as uncharacterized. Bases 1 to 576 code for a protein of 191 amino acids. The transcript has a single exon. The record is from RefSeq and is a predicted model, not a curated record. Lineage: Eukaryota; Fungi; Ascomycota; Sordariomycetes; Hypocreales; Ophiocordycipitaceae.